Umbelopsis ramanniana AG is the source of this 373-nucleotide messenger RNA. RefSeq lists its product as uncharacterized. The transcript has a single exon. Lineage: Eukaryota; Fungi; Mucoromycota; Umbelopsidomycetes; Umbelopsidales; Umbelopsidaceae. The record is from RefSeq and is a predicted model, not a curated record. Bases 101 to 286 code for a protein of 61 amino acids.
GCCCCACGAAAUUUUCUCAUUGGACUUUCAUCGGCCAUUAUUCCAUCAGAACUUUGCCAUAAGAGGAGUUUCAAUCCUUCGCUGUAAGUAACUACAGUCCAUGCCAAGAACAUGCUUUAAAGCCGCGAUGUUCAUGGUGUGGCUGGCUGGCUGGUUUUUGGUAAUGAUUGCAUCGCCCUCAAGUUGGGUGGUCUUUGUGCCUGACCUGAAAAUAGCAGUGUGCCGACUGACUUUUAUGGACUGGGCCGAUUUGCUAAGCCAAACCACUUUUCUCGAUCAACUCUAGAUUGAUGUACAGCUAUAAUUGGAUCAACAUAGGCAAUGCAUCUCACAAAGCAAUACAAAUGGCAAGAUAUAGUUUUCGAACUUUGAG